Oncorhynchus keta (chum salmon) is the source of this 5419-nucleotide messenger RNA. RefSeq names its product kinesin heavy chain-like. Bases 346 to 3225 code for a protein of 959 amino acids. Gene Ontology annotation, molecular function: microtubule binding; ATP binding; microtubule motor activity. Gene Ontology annotation, biological process: microtubule-based movement. The record is from RefSeq and is a predicted model, not a curated record. The transcript is spliced from 25 exons. Lineage: Eukaryota; Metazoa; Chordata; Actinopteri; Salmoniformes; Salmonidae.
UGGUGCUGAUGCUGAUGCAGUGUGGAAGAGAAGAGCGCAGAGCAACGUGCAGUACGAUGCGGGGGUUUCUCAACUCCGCGGCACUCGUCUCUUCUGAAGGACAGGCUUAUCCCUUUGUAAAUUAUAUUUUUGUAGGAUUUUUAUAAUUGUUUCAUCCAAGACUGUCUCCGGACCAAUAAUUUGCAUUCUGAUCGGAAUCUGUCUCAACUAAAUGCCCGUGGCGUAGCGAAAUAGGGGCACUUUGAGUGAAGGACGCGUUGGUUUACUUACAAUCAUUCAACAGAUAAAAACCAUCCGCGGAUCAAAGUUGAUCUGGAUAUCUGCUUGCCUGGAUAGAACGCAGCCAUGGCGGAUGCUGCAGCCGAAUACGGCGUGAAAGUAAUGUGCCGAUUCAGGCCACUAAAUGAAUCCGAAAUAACAAGAGGAGACAAAUACAUCCCCAAAUUCAAAGAAGACGACACCGUGGUUAUAACUGGUAAACCGUAUGUCUUUGACCGCGUCCUGCCUCCCAAUACAGCCCAGGAGCAGGUCUACGAUGCCUGUGCCAAACAGAUUGUUAAAGACGUCCUUGGAGGAUACAAUGGAACCAUCUUUGCCUAUGGACAGACCUCCUCGGGGAAGACCCACACCAUGGAGGGCAAGCUCCACGACCCCCAGCUGAUGGGCAUCAUCCCACGCAUCGCUCACGACAUCUUCGAUCACAUCUACUCCAUGGACGAGAACCUCGAGUUCCACAUCAAGGUCUCGUAUUUUGAGAUCUACCUGGACAAGAUCCGAGACUUACUAGAUGUGUCGAAGACCAACCUGGCUGUGCAUGAGGACAAGAACAGAGUUCCCUAUGUCAAGGGUUGUACAGAACGCUUUGUGUCCAGUCCAGAGGAAGUCAUGGAUGUCAUCGAUGAGGGAAAGGCCAACCGGCACGUGGCUGUGACAAACAUGAAUGAGCACAGUUCCAGAAGCCACAGCAUCUUCCUGAUCAACAUCAAACAAGAGAAUGUGGAAACAGAGAAGAAACUGUCAGGGAAGUUAUACCUGGUGGAUCUGGCUGGGAGUGAGAAGGUCAGUAAGACAGGUGCUGAAGGAGCCGUGUUGGACGAAGCUAAAAAUAUCAAUAAGUCCCUCUCUGCUCUGGGGAAUGUCAUCUCUGCUCUGGCUGAGGGGACAAAAAGCCACGUCCCGUACAGGGACAGCAAGAUGACCCGUAUCCUGCAGGACUCUCUAGGGGGGAACUGUAGGACCACCAUCAUCAUCUGUGCAUCUCCCUCCAUCUACAACGAGUGUGAGACCAAGUCUACCCUCAUGUUCGGACAGAGAGCCAAGACCAUCAAGAACACCGUGUCUGUGAACCUGGAGCUGACUGCUGAGGAGUGGAAGAACAAGUACAACAAGGAGAAAGACAAGAACAAGAGUCUGAAGAACGUUAUCCACAGGCUGGAGAUGGAACUCAACCGCUGGAGGAAUGGUGAGAACGUCCCUGAGGAGGAGCAGCUGAGUGCCAAGGAGCAGAAGCACCUGGAGCCGUGUGACAACACUCCCAUCAUAGAUAACAUGGCUCCAGCUAACGGACUGGUUCUGGUCUCCACCGAGGAGAAGAGCAAGUACGAGGAGGACAUCAGCAAUCUGUACAAACAACUGGACGACAAGGAUGAUGAGAUCAACCAGCAGAGCCAGCUGGCUGAGAAACUCAAGGAACAGAUGUUAGACCAGGAUGAGCUGCUGGCGUCGACGAGAAGAGACUAUGAGAAGAUCCAUGAGGAUCUGUCUCGUCUGCAGACUGAGAACGAGGCUGCCAAGGAGGAGGUGAAGGAGGUGCUGCAGGCGUUGGAGGAGCUGGCUGUGAACUACGACCAGAAGAGCCAGGAGGUGGAGGACAGGAGCCAGGCCAACCAACAGCUGCAGGAGGAGCUGCAGCAGAGGACUACGGUCCUGUUGUCAGUUCAGAUGGAGCUGACCACGCUCCAGGAGCUCAGUGGACACCAGAAGAAGAGAGCCGCAGAGAUCCUCCACCUGCUGCUCAGAGACCUCAGUGAGAUAGGAGCCACCAUGGGCACCAGCGACAUCAAGGUGAUGGCUGAGGGGAACGGUAACGGUGGAGUGAUUGAGGAAGAGUUCACCAUGACCCGUCUCUACAUCAGUAAGAUGAGGUCAGAGGUCAAGUCUCUGGUGAACCGCUCCAAGCAGCUGGAAAGCUCCCAGGGUGACACCUCACGCAAGAUGGCCGCCAACGAGAAGGAGCUGGCUUCCUGUCAGCUGCUCAUCUCCCAGCACCAGGCCAAGAUCAAGUCCCUGACAGACUACAUGCAGAACAUGGAACAGAAGAAGAGACAGCUGGAGGAGAGUCAGGACGCUCUGACUGAGGAGCUGGCCAAGAUGCACGCUCAGGAGAAAAUGCACGAGGUGUCAGUGGUGGACACGGAGAAGGAGCACGUCAGUAGACUGGAGGGUGAAGAGGAGGUUAAGAAGACUCUAGAACAGCAGAUGGAGGCUCACAGAGAGGCCCACCAGAAGCAGCUGGCCCGACUCAGGGACGAGAUCGAUGACAAACAGAGGACGCUGGAUGAACUCACAGAUCUGAACCAGGGCCUGAUGCUGGAGCAGAGGAGGCUGAUGUCUGACCAUGAGAAGCUGAAGGUGGAGGAACAGGAGAAGGACAUGAAGCUCCAGAAGCUGGUCAUCUUCAACGAGCAGAGAGAGCAGGCCAGACAGGACCUCAAGGGACUGGAGGAGACUGUGGCCAAGGAGCUGCAGACUCUUCAUAACCUACGCAGGCUCUUUGUUCAAGACCUCACAACACGCGUCAAGAAGAGUGCAGAGCUGGACUGUGAGGAUGGAGUGGGCAGCGCCGCCCAGAAACAGAAGAUCUCCUUCCUGGAGAAUAACCUGGAGCAACUCACUAAAGUCCACAAGCAGUUGGUGCGUGACAACGCGGACCUUCGCUGCGAGCUUCCCAAGCUGGAGAAGCGUCUGCGGGCCACGGCUGAGCGGGUCAAAGCCCUGGAGAAUGCGCUGAAGGAUGCCAAGGAGAAUGCUAUGAGGGACAGGAAACGCUACCAGCUAGAGGUGGACCGUAUCAAGGAGGUCGUCAGGGCCAAGAACAUGGCCAGGAGAGGAAACUCUGCUCAGAUCGCUAAGCCCAUCCGGCCAGGCCAACACCCCCUGUCUUCCCCUACAGUCAUCAGAGGAGGAGGCCUCUACAGCCACAGCUACAACCUCAGCACCAAGUAACCAUGUAGAAUCUAGACCCUGAGUCACGAGUGCAUGUGUGGUAGGUACAGACUGUCCCAUUCCCAGUAAGUCCCCUCUGUCCUCAUCCUCUUGUCCUUCCUCUGGGUCUAGGAGUAAGACCCCUCUGCCCUCAUCCUCCUGUCCUUCCUCUGGGUCUAGGAGUAAGACCCCUCUGCCCUCAUCCUCCUGUCCUUCCUUUGGGUCUAGGAGUAAGACCCCUCUGCCCUCAUCCUCCUGUCCUUCCUCUGGGUCUAGGAGUAAGACCCCUCUGCCCUCAUCCUCCUGUCCUUCCUCUGGGUCUAGGAGUAAGACCCCUCUGCCCUCAUCCUCCUGUCCUUCCUCUGGGUCUAGGAGUAAGACCCCUCUGUCCUCAUCCUCCUGUCCUUCCUCUGGGUCUAGGAGUAAGACCCCUCUGUCCUCAUCCUCCUGUCCUUCCUCUGGGUCUAGGAGUAAGACCCCUCUGUCCUCAUCCUCCUGUCCUUCCUCUGGGUCUAGGAGUAAGACCCCUCUGUCCUCAUCAUCCUGUCCUUCCUCUGGGUCUAGGAGUAAGACCCCUCUGCCCCCUUCCACUCUACUCUGUGGCAUCUUUCAUAGUUUUCACAUACUGUAUGUCUCUCUCUUUUCCAUUGUACAUGUACAUAUAUAUUUCAUUGUAGUGUUGUCCUGGAGGGGAAGAUGUGUGCUGAUAGAUGGUUACAUGUAUAUUACAGAGGGUGAUAUGCCAUCACUAAGAACCACAUUGUAUAGCAUAUGACAGUCACAGUAAUGUAAACAUGAUCUUUACUUGUUGUUGAAGAAUCCUUUGCAUUAGGAAUGUAUGAUAGUUCACCUGAAGAAGUUCAAAGUUCAGACUGGAAUGAUCGCCCACCUGCACUGUGUUUUGCACCAUAUUCAUUUACUUCAGUUAUGAUCAGCACAUUGUUUUUGCUCUGUUGUAUUGGUAAGCAUAUUGAUCAUGGUUUACCUAUGCUUUUAGGGACACUUUAUUCUUAAAAUAAGCUAAGUUUGAAUGUAAUGUUUUAAUUCACUUACAAAACAAGCUGUGCUUUAGUUAAGCAAUAAGGCCCGUGGGGGUGUGAUAUAGGGCCAAUAUACCACGGCUAAGGGCUGUUCUAAGGCACGACGCAACGUGGAGUGCCUGGACACAGCCCUUAGCCAUGGUAUAUUGGCCCUAUACCACAAACCACUGAGGUACCUUAUUGAUAUUAUAAACUGGUUACCAACGUAAUUAGAGCAGUAAAAAUACAUGUUUUGUCAUACCUGUGGUAUACGGUCUGAUAUACCACGACUGUCAGCCAAUCAGCAUUCAGGGCUCGAACCACCCAGUUUUUAAUUUCAAUUAUGCAACUGAUUGUAAUGACCACUGCGUUGAGAAACUCGUGGGGCGUAGACCAAAAAAAUGUCCUAAUUUUACCAAGAGCCUCAAAUUGUGAGGUAGAUUUCAAUAUCCACCAUUAGAGGGCAGUGUUUGACAGCUUAGUGCACUGCACUGUAUCCAUACUAGGCUAAUGCAGUGAUGCUGAUCAGCCAAUCAGAGAUGUUCAUGCAGUGAUCCUGGGGAACAGUGCAAUACACUCUAUAGCCAAAACACUAACAGAAAGAGAGAUUGGUAUAAAAAAAAAUGUAAUGUCAACUUUCUACUUACAAUGUGGCUCCAAUUGUUUAUCACCGAACUUGCCUCUCACCACUUGCCAAACUGUCAUUGUAAAUAAACAUGUCUUCGUAACUGACUCGCCUAAUAUAAACUCAUUUUAAGUAAAGGUCAUGUAAAUAAAUCUCAUCAGGAAGUGAAUUAUGUUUCAUCUGGAUGGAGAUUCAUUCCCCGAGUAUGUGUUGAUCAUUUCUGUUAUGCUUUUAAUUUGAUCAUCUCAGAGCAUGAUUUGGAUAUAUGUACAUACGGUUCUAGACGUGUGUUCCAUUUGUAAAUGGUUACAUUGUUGCAGUUUGCACCACCAUGCAUAUAGCUGCUCACCGUAGUAUGGCUGUGGGGUGUUGUAAGACGUUCCCUCAAUGAAGGAACAGCACCACAAGGAAAAUGAGCUUUGAUACGUUGCUUUGAACUCUGCCUGUGAACUUAUGGAGGCUCCAAAUAAAAGCAGGAAUAGGAUUGAUUCAUGGCCAUUCUAACUGCAUGGUGUAUAAUUCAUUUGAAAUGUUUAAAUCCAAGCGAAUAAAUAAAGAUAUUUAACAUAAA